ACAUCUACUGAGGGAACAGAAGAAAUUAAUCUAGGGAGGCCACAGGGAUUUAGAGAGCAUUGGGGCUGCUGCUGCCAUAAGAAGACACAGACUUGAAACCUAAGGGCCAAAGAGGACAGGGAUUCAGAGGACCAUUUGAGAUCCUAGGAAUUCUGUGGAAUAAGAAUGAACAGUUUAUAGAGCUUCCAGAUCAUGUCCUUGAAAAGACCAGGGUCUGAGGGGAGGAGUUAAGUUAAAGCAGAAGCCUGGUAUUAUCAGUUGCUUCCCUUUGGUCAUGUCUAGGGAUGUAGCCAGAGAAAUGCCUCUAGACUCCCCUCCUAAGGAGCCAAGUUGGUCAUGGAUGAAGAUGAAAGAAGGUUUCCUUUCAAAGUGCCCUUGGAUAUGGGAAUGGGGUCAUGGGCUGGGCUUCUCUCAUUUCAGCCUAGGAUUUUUCCUUCUGUUGACAGUGAUUCUUCCAAGCAUUCACUGUGUCUUGGGAUCAAUGUAUUCUUCUUCUUAUGAAAUAGUCAUCCCCAAGAGAUUAAUGACUUGGGAAGGAGAAGAAAGAGUUGAAAGACUCUCCUAUUCAAUAUUUAUGAAAGGCAAGAAGGUGGUGAUACACCUGAAACAAAAGAAAGGGCUGUUUGUUAACAACUUCCCUGUUUAUACCUAUUCCAAUGGGAAGCUCAACCUUGACAUGCCUUUUCUCCUAAAUGAUUGUUACUAUGAUGGGUACGUGGAAAGCUAUCUGAAGUCCCUGGUGUCUAUCAGCACCUGCUCAGGCCUCAAAGGUUUAAUCAACAUAGAGGGAAAAGUCUAUAGAAUUGAGCCCAUUGAUGCCUCGAGUAACUUUGAACACAUCCUGUACCAAACAAAAAGUGAUGAACAAGAUUUCUGUUCGGGGCCUGUGAGAGAACAGCCUGAAUUUGAGAGCAAUCUGGAAACAAGAGGAAUGAUGGUCAUGAGUGGGGCAAAAUUUACCCAAUUUGUGCAUUAUGAAUGGCCAUACAACAAGAUAGUGAAAAUAUUUACUGUGGUUGACAACAAGAGGUUCCGAAAUUGGGAUCGCAAUGUGACCAAGACCGCCCAUAUGGUGAUGGAAGUGCUCUCCAUCGUGGAUACCUACGUCAAUCCAAUCAAAGUCAAAAUCUUCUGGGUUGGUUUAGAGAUCUGGACAGGGAGGGAUGAAAUCAAAAUUUCACAAAGUUUGAUAGAAACUCUUAAGGUUUUCAAUGAAUGGAGGAUCACAGAUCUCUUACCAAGGGUUUUUCAUAAUGUUGCCCAUCUGAUUGUAGGGCAUGAACCUGGAAGCAAAGCAGGACACUCCUACCUCGGUGGUAUCUGUUCAUCUUCCCAAGCUGCGGCAGCUCUAGCCUUCCCUCAUGAAGAUGUGGCCCGCUUUGCCUCUCUCAUGACCCAUGAGUUGGGCCAUAGUAUGGGCAUGGAACAUGAUUCCCAAUACUGCAUGUGUGGUGAUGAAUAUUACUGCAUAAUGCAUGAGCUUGUCUCUCAAAAACAGCUUUUUAGCAACUGCAGCUUAGAGUACUUCUAUAAAUUCCUGUAUGGUGCACAUUCGGGAUGCCUCUAUGGAGAGCCAGAACCCACAAGUAUAUUCAGGGUGUCAGUCUGUGGGAACGGAAUAUUAGACAGAGAGGAAGAGUGUGACUGUGGAAAUGAAGAGACCUGUGCAAAUGACCCUUGCUGCCUUCCCACCUGCAGGCUGACUGAGGGCUCCACUUGUGCUUUUGGGCCCUGCUGCAAAAAUUGUAAUAUUCAGAGGGCAAGUGAGGUGUGUCGUCCCAGCAAGAAUGAAUGUGACCUCCCUGAAUAUUGCAAUGGCACCUCCAUUUGGUGUCAGCCAGAUGUCUACAAACAAGAUGGCACCGAGUGCAAGGAUGGCUAUUGCUAUGAGGGGUUUUGUCACAGCCUGGAUAAACAGUGUGUUGAGAUCUUUGGUGAAGGCUCCAGGAAAGCCCCAGAUAGUUGCUAUGAGAGUAUAAACAGUAAGGGGGACCGGAUCGGGAACUGUGGCCCUUCAAUUAAUGGUCUACGCAGGCGCUUUCGAAAAUGUGAACCCAAAGAUAGCAGGUGUGGAAGGCUUCUAUGUCAGAACAUUCAAAAGUUGCCCUACUCCAAGAACCACCAUACCUUUUUCCAACUGCCCUGUGAGGGUUCAUGGUGCUGGGGAGCGGACCUCUUAGAGGAGUUAGGGGAAAAAGAUCGAGGAGAAGUGUACGCUGGUACAGUGUGUGACGAGGAGAAGAUAUGCCUUAACAAUAUAUGUUCUGAUAGACACAUACUCAGGCAAAGUGUAAUUUGGUGCCUCAUCUUUCUGGCCUAUUCCCAGAGAAGAAGUGCAAAAUGGAAAAGUCUCUCAAACUGUGGUCCAGAACAGCACACAGAUCUUCCCAACCAAGGCGAACCUGAGAAAGAAAAAUUGGGGCUGGGAUCCCCAGCAAGGAGUGAUGACUUCUAGCAUCGCAUCUGUGGAAUGAUACCAAAUCAUGCUUUGGAAGUACAACUGUUAAUUGAAGCAGGAAAUAUUUGAAUAAAAGGAUAAGUGAAAAUGGAA
Molecule: messenger RNA, 2551 nt
Organism: Monodelphis domestica (gray short-tailed opossum)
Lineage: Eukaryota; Metazoa; Chordata; Mammalia; Didelphimorphia; Didelphidae
Source: RefSeq, a predicted model, not a curated record